GUUUAAAGUAAUACAUUUAGACAUAUCUCUAAAAGCGAAAACGACAUCUUUCUAGUGGAUUAUCUGGAAUUUGUGGUUAUCGAGAGAAAAUAAAAUGACGGUUGUUUGUCCACGUUUAAACCCCUUUGCCUUGGAUCCAAUCGUAAUUACGUCAUUAAAUCAGUACGAACUACGCCUUUCAACUUACGACAGAACACCAGGAACGGAAGUGACACUUACCUGCGUGGACGACCUUCAAAUUCAAGGUCAAAGUGUUAUCACGUGCCAAGAUGAUGGAAACUGGAAUUUUGAAUCACGGCCAUAUUGUGCAAAGCCGUCAAUGUACGAAUACCCUACCGCUGAUGACCCCGUAACCUCUGACCUUCCCGAGAACGCCAAGAUUUUGAUUGGUGUGCUGGUUGCUGUGACGUUCAUUGUUACCAUCAUUCUCGUCUAUUUCAGUUGCCUUAUUCGCCGAAAGAUGAAAGAGCUGCAAAAACAUCAGCGGCUGAGGGAAGAUUUUUCCCCUGCAGAUCAUGAUAAUAAAAGAAAUGGAGGAUCACUUUUCAUGAACAACAUUGCCCGAGGCCAACAAGCUCUAUAUGACUACGAUUACAUGGACAUAAGCGGCAACGAUUCUUACGUCAACGACAACAGAAACAACUCCACUGCAAGAUCACUCGCUUCAAGCUCCAAAAGAGAUGCCACGACCCAAAGGUCCAACUCCAAAAGGGACACGAACACUCGCAACAGUCCGAAACCGAAAAUCAAACUUACCAACAACAGACAGAAGGUGCGAAGACACAGCGAGAUUCUCCGAACCAAAAACAACAACAGCAACCAGGACGGACAGACGACUCUUACCGACAAAGACAGAGACACCUCGAAGGUAUUUUUGAAUGUUAACUUAGGACUCCGUGGAGAUUCUAAGCGUCUCAAUGGUAAAAGACAGAGGAGUCUGAGCGAAGAAGGACGGAGAGACACUGAGUUGACAGUUCCUUCUGUCAGCCCGGAUAACUCGAAAAUCAACAAAGGUAGCAACCACACGAGCAGCAUAGCCCCUAUAUUCGCCAUUUCUGGAAGAACGAAUGGUUCACUACAUAGAGGAUCAAUAUCACUCGGAGAGGAAGACCACCGCCAUACAGAUCUGACAGAAAUCAACACGGACGCAAUGAGCUAUGGAAGAGAUCCAUUCUUGUGGAAAUCAGUUCCACGUGACUGGAACUCCCAUUAAAACAACACACACAGAAAGGUCGUCAUCAAGCAGAGGACAAUUUGUUUUUGGUUGUUGAAUUUUACCAUGCACGGUGACAAUAUAAAUAUCAUUAUUGUAAAGCAUUGUGAUAUAUUAAUUGAUUUUGUAUACUUGUAUUUAAAAGUCAUGGCAUAGAUAUCCAUUUUUUGUGUAAAGUUGUAUUUACAUGCACAUGUAUCUAAAUACUGAUUUGUUCUACGAUAUUGGUUUUCUUAUAAUGGUAAUCAAUAUUUAUAUUUAUUUGUGAUAUAUGUGGUUACACAUGAUUGAAAUCAUGUUUCUAUCACCAGGAACUAUGAAUGCAGUUGCUGUUAAAAAUGAAAUUUAA
Messenger RNA from Magallana angulata, 1562 nucleotides. RefSeq lists its product as uncharacterized. Bases 95 to 1213 code for a protein of 372 amino acids. NCBI's taxonomy places the organism in Eukaryota, Metazoa, Mollusca, Bivalvia, Ostreida, Ostreidae. The record is from RefSeq and is a predicted model, not a curated record. The transcript has 8 exons.